Messenger RNA from Diutina rugosa, 528 nucleotides. RefSeq names its product Mtla2p (gene MTLA2). The transcript has a single exon. Bases 1 to 528 code for a protein of 175 amino acids. The record is from RefSeq and is a predicted model, not a curated record. Lineage: Eukaryota; Fungi; Ascomycota; Pichiomycetes; Serinales; Debaryomycetaceae.
AUGGAUGAAGACACUCCUCUUUCCGCUCAUGUGUUCCAGUUACAAAAGAAAUCGGUCCAAGUGAGCCACACAUUGAAAGACUUAUUACUGCCCGACUCAUUUCCCAUGAAAGCAAUAAAUGCAGUAUCAGAGUGGCAGGUGGAAACUCAAUUUAUUAAUUACUUCAAACCCGAAGAUUUGAACAAGAAGACAGCAGUUGAAAAGACAGAGUCAACGUUUCGAACUCCUAAUCGGUAUCUCUUGAUGAGACUGACCAUAGGAGGAUUGUAUAGGUUGCGGCAGAAACCACCAACUCGUUUGUUGUCCAAAAUCACAUCGCUGCUAUGGAAGAAAUCUUCCAAGAACACUCACGCUUACUAUGAAUACUUGGCGCAAAAUCAUGCAGCGUGGCAUGAGCAUUACAUGCGUUACGAAAAAAUCUCAACUCGAAAAUGGAGGCCAGUUGAUUUCAAAAAGCAGUGCUUAACAUUCAAAAUCACAAUAAGGAAUCUGCGUAAAUUGAAUCAGCUUAAGUCUGUCGAAUCAUAA